AUGAAGCUGAUCCAGGACGAGGAGGACAGCGGCAGCAACGCUGCAGUCUUUGCGGCUUUAUGGCGGAGAAGGCGCAAGACGUGGGAGAGCACUUAUCUGGUGGGUAGCUGCUUGCCAAAAGACAUUUCCUUUCCUUCCGCAGCAGCUGCAAAGCUGGCCAAGCAACCCUGGGUUCUGGGGACUACAACCGGCUGCGGCUGCCUCCCACGCAGCAAAGCAGGUCUCUCUAGCGACUGGGCCCGUGGAACUGCAGGCGUUGUCAAAGGCUUUCGCGCCUGGUUCUUGCACAAACACCAGGAAUCGCACAACCACGUGAACGCGGUCAAGCAAAUGCUCUGCAUCGGCGACGGCGGCGGCGCUGGCGAGGCGAUGGCGCUGUCAGAGUUUGAGGCCUUGCUGAAGAAUCUGCAGGGCGGACGCUCGCAACGAGGCUGUUCAAGCUUUGAAGGGCAAUGCUCUGACAAGACUUCGCUGAUGACGUGGUGCCUGCACGAGGCAAUCACGCAAGCGGACCGGGAUUUCCUCAAGACUUGCGAGACCGUCAGCUUGACAAGAGAUGGAAGGCGCCAGCGGUUGCUAAUCCGGUUUGGAGGCUGCAACGCUCAGGGGACACGAAAGGUGCUGCGUGACUUCUGCACGAAGUUCCAUGAGCCUCCCAGAUCCUACGCUGGACCCCCGCCAGAAUUCGACGAGAACCUCUACGACAUGCUGCGGCAACGCAUCGAAAUCAUCUUGACGGACGCUGCUUCUAAUGAGAUUGGGGCAUCCAACGUGAACCGCGGGCGCCGAGACCCUCGCAUCGAGGCGGACGACGCUGACAUCUUGCUGCCAGGUUUGAAGCUGGUCGCGCGUGACCACGCCCACGCUUUCCGCCGUGUGCUGAAGCGACCUUUCCAUUGCAGCAGUUACUUGGGCACCCUGAUGGCGGAGCAUGUUUUGGGAAAGAAGUCGAUUGUGCAAGUGAUCGACAGGUCCUUUGUCUUCGGGCAAUGGUUUCAGGAGGAGGUUGAGAAGCAUCACGGGACCAUCAGCAACUUGAAAUCAGCGAAACACCGCUUCGAGUCGCACACGACCCCGCUGUGCCGACUGAUUAGCAACCUUCCUGCCAUUAUGUCAGUUGCGCAACGGAUCAUCCAGCAUCGGCAAGACGCCGUAGGCAAACAUGUGAAACAAUGGCUGGAUGAUUUCAGCAGCGAAGCGGUCCUUGCCCUGGCAAUGGUAGCAGACGCUUCAGACGAAUCGCUGCUUCUGAUUCGCCAAGUGGACGACGAAGCGGUGGACAGCUCAGAGCUUGGGAACUACGUGCAGGGCUUCGCGGACCGCAUUCAAGCCCUUUUUGCUCAGCGGCAGGCGCUGACAACAGUUGGAUACACCAAGUUUGCCAUGGACAUGCUGUCCAAAGGCGAACUUGCGUUUUUCUCUUGUGGGCAGGCUCGGCGGCUGCAGCCUUGCGACGGGGACACGGUGGAAAGAUGCCUGGAUCGCAUGGUCGCUUGGUCCCGCUUAGCCUUGGAAGUUCUUCAAACUGAGUUUCCACACUACUCCGUCUUCAGCGCCUUCGGGGUGUUUUCCUUGAAGUCUGUGACCAAGCAGCAAACCGCUUUCCAGAGCGCCGGGGAUGACAGCUGCAACAGGUUGGCCAAGUUCUUCAAUGUCAGCCCUGGCGGCUUCCAGGAGCAGCUGCAGCGUUUGAGGCCCUUGGCUGAGAAGCGCUACAGGGAGACCAACACGACGUGCAAGGAUGCGUGGAUGCACACAAUGGCAGCGACGCAGCGGCGGCAGUCAUUGAAGGAGUCCUAUCCAGCAGAUGACCUGGCCAUCGUCGUGCGCCGGUAUCUGGCUUGGCAAGCAUCGUCCAGCGGCCUGGAGCAGAACUUUGCAAAGGGCGAGCGGAACAACGCCACUGGCCAUUCCCAAGCAUCCGCGUCGUACGAUGCAAGGGCCAUGAAAAUAUUGUUGGCGCCACUAAGCCCCCCGGAUUUCAAGGUCAUUGUCACGAACGCGGCGGAACUCUAUGCAACUUGCCGCUCCGGCGCAAGCCGCAAGCGGACGCAGGAGCGGAUUGACAAGAAUGUGAAGCGCGCCAAGCAGGAGGGGACAGAAGCAGCGUUUAUCAGAUCCAGGCGGGACAGUGUUGCAAACGCAACAUCCUCUUUGAACAUGGCCGACCUGGCCUUCGACAUGGACGAGCACCCGGCCACAAAUGACAAAGUGUCUGAGUACUGGACUGAGAGUUACGAGGUUGAGUACCAGUUCCAAAAGUCAAAGCAAACACAUUACAAGGUGGACGGCGUCCUGGACGGCCUCAUUGAUCAAAAUGCAGUGGACCAAGAAACUAUGGAGACAGCAGCCAAAGCUGAGCGCGACGCGGACAAGGGGCAUAUCAGAGACAGGCUCUCCAAGGACGCUUUGCAGAUGCGGCUUAACGGCUCCAUGGAUUGGGAAAAGAUUCAAGGCAGCAAGGCUUGGCUGGACCCCGCCAUCUCUGUUGCAGACUUGCAAGUGGCAAUGAGCGCCCGAAAUUUGGUCAAAACCACGGAGCGAUUGGAGGCAGACAUUUUCAUUGUCAACGACGCUGGCAAUUUGCCGGAGAGGGUGAAAUUGAUGGCUGCCUUGCUUGGUCGGCAGAUCAUGGAUGUCUGUCUCCUGGAAGGCAAGAAAGGGAUCCUUCUGAAGUUUCAGCCUGCCUCGCAGACGCGGCGUCAGAAGGUCUUCUUUUCCACAAAGUUCCGUGAGAGCCACGCCCAAUUCCUGAAGCCGAUCAAGGACAUUGUGAACCGUCCCGGAAGUAAAUGGAAGCUCGCAGCCGUUCGGGCAGACGCAACCAUGAUCUUGGCAACCUCGGCUGAAGUUGGACGAGCUGCUGUUCUCAGUGGAAAUUCGCAGGGUUAUCUCAGCAAGGCGAGUUUUCUGGAAAACAUUUCCAGGCUUGACUUGCGCGCUUCGGGUUUUUACACGCCAUAG
Molecule: messenger RNA, 2964 nt
Organism: Effrenium voratum
Lineage: Eukaryota; Dinophyceae; Suessiales; Symbiodiniaceae
Source: the annotation of a GenBank genome assembly